AAGGCCUGAUGCCUCUGGAGCGUUUUCCCUUUAUAGCACCAUUGAAUCCGAGUCCUAACAGAAGUACUGUGAAUCUUGUGGCCUCAUUCUGAACAAAAGGGAUUAGAGAAGAAAAAUCUCUUGAUAUAAGGCUUAUAAGCGAGGGCAGGCAAUCUUGGUUGUGAAUAUUUUCUGAUUUUUCCAGAAAUCAAGCAGAAGAUUGAGCUGCUGAUGUCAGUUAACUCUGAGAAGUCGUCCUCUUCAGAAAGGCCGGAGCCUCAACAGAAAGCUCCUUUAGUUCCUCCUCCACCACCACCGCCGCCACCACCACCACCACUGCCAGACCCCAUUCUCCCAGAGCCAGAGGAGGAGAUUCUGGGAUCAGAUGACGAGGAGCAGGAGGACCCCGCAGACUACUGCAAAGGUGGCUAUCAUCCAGUGAAAAUUGGAGACCUCUUCAAUGGUCGGUACCAUGUCAUUAGGAAGCUAGGAUGGGGGCACUUUUCCACCGUCUGGCUGUGCUGGGACAUGCAAGGGAAAAGAUUUGUUGCAAUGAAAGUUGUAAAAAGUGCCCAGCAUUAUACAGAGACAGCCUUGGAUGAAAUUAAAUUGCUCAAAUGUGUUCGAGAAAGUGACCCCAGUGACCCCAACAAAGACAUGGUGGUUCAGCUCAUUGAUGACUUCAAGAUCUCAGGCAUGAAUGGGAUACAUGUCUGCAUGGUUUUUGAAGUACUUGGCCACCAUCUCCUCAAAUGGAUCAUCAAAUCCAACUAUCAAGGCCUCCCAGUUCGUUGUGUGAAGAGUAUCAUUCGACAGGUUCUUCAAGGGUUAGAUUAUCUACACAGUAAAUGCAAGAUAAUCCACACUGACAUAAAGCCGGAGAACAUCUUGAUGUGUGUAGAUGAUGCGUACGUGCGAAGAAUGGCGGCCGAGGCUACUGAGUGGCAGAAAGCAGGUGCUCCUCCUCCUUCUGGGUCUGCAGUGAGUACGGCUCCACAGCAAAAGCCUAUAGGAAAAAUAUCAAAAAAUAAAAAGAAAAAGCUGAAAAAGAAACAGAAGAGGCAGGCUGAGCUGCUGGAGAAACGCUUGCAGGAGAUUGAGGAAUUGGAACGAGAAGCUGAGAGGAAAAUCAUAGAGGAAAGCAUCACCUCCAACGAACACGACGAUGGGUAUCACCCCGAGGAGAAACUGAAGGAAGCAGUGCUGGAGGAGGUGACAGAAGAUGAGGCAGCAAAGGAUAACGGUGAAGCUGAAGACCAGGAAGAAAAAGAAGAUGCGGAGAAGGAAAAUGCUGAGAAGGAUGAAGAUGAUGUUGAACAGGAACUUGAAAACAUAGACCCUACAUGGAUGGAGUCCCCUAAAGCCAACGGCCAUAUUGAAAAUGGUCCCUUUUUAUUGGAACAGCAGCUGGAGGAUGAAGAGGAUGAUGAAGAUGACUGUGCAAAUCUUGAGGAAUAUAACCUAGAUGAGCCAAAUGCAGAGAGUGAUUAUACGUAUGGCAGUUCCUAUGAACAGUUCAAUGGUGAAUUGCCAAAUGGACAACAUAAAAGUCCAGACUUUUCCACAUCAUUAUUUUCUGGGCCCUUAGAACCUGUGGCCUGUGGCUCUGUGCUUUCAGAGGGAUCACCUCUCACUGAGCAAGAGGAGAGCAGCCCAUCCCAUGACAGAAGCAGAACAGUUUCAGCCUCUAGUACUGGAGAUUUGCCAAAAACAAAAACCCGGGCAGCUGACCUGUUGGUGAACCCUCUGGAUCCUCGGAACGCAGAUAAAAUUAGAGUAAAAAUUGCUGACCUGGGAAAUGCCUGUUGGGUGCACAAACAUUUCACAGAGGAUAUCCAAACACGUCAGUAUAGGUCCAUAGAAGUCCUGAUAGGAGCCGGCUACAGCACUCCGGCAGACAUUUGGAGUACAGCAUGCAUGGCAUUUGAGCUGGCAACAGGAGACUAUUUGUUCGAACCGCAUUCUGGGGAAGACUAUUCCAGAGAUGAAGACCACAUAGCCCACAUCAUAGAGCUGCUAGGCAGUAUCCCAAGGCACUUUGCUCUGUCUGGAAAAUAUUCUCGGGAAUUCUUCAACCGCAGAGAUCACAUAGCAUUGAUCAUUGAACUGCUGGGGAAAGUCCCUCGAAAAUACGCUAUGUUGGGGAAAUAUUCCAAGGAGUUUUUCACCAGAAAAGUGUUUUUUUCUGUCUACAUGUACGUGUGUGUACACUACACAUGUGCCUGAUGUACAGGAAAGUAAGCAAAGGGCAUCAGAUCGCUGGGACUGGACUUAUGGAUGGUUGUGAGCUGCCACGUGAGUACUAGAAGUUGAACCUGGGUCCUCUGCAAGAGCAAUAAGUACUCAUAACCACUGAUACAUAUCUGUAGUUCCUGUCUUUUAACUCUUGAUCCUCUGGCCUCAGUACCACCAUGCUGUGUACUUAAUACUCUUUUUAAUUUGGCGUUACUGUGGUAAAUAGAAUGAUUUUUUUCCCAUUUGGAUAUAAGAGAGACUCUGCGAUAAGGCCAUAAAUCCCUUAUGACCAGGAGUUUGGGUUUACAGAGUUGGUUGGUUGGUUAUCACCAUGGCAAUCAGAAGAGGGUUGGACUUUGACAGAUGUACAGUAUUAGUAGGAGGAGUGAAGACAUGUUAUGAAAGUAUUUCUAUGAGAAUGAGAAAAUGAGUUUUGUUUUGUUUUUAAAUAAUAGGCUUUGUAGACCAGGCUAGCUUCAAACUCACAAAGUUCCAUCUCCCUCUGUCUCCCGAAGGUUAGGAUUAAAGGCAUAUACCACCAUUCCCAGUGUAACUUGCCACAGUUGAUAGACAAAAGCAGAAUGUAAAGUUGUCAUUUUGUGUUGAGCCAUAUCUGCAGCACAACACUCAUGAAUUGUUUACUAGGAAUCCUUUUCUCUCUUUGUUCUAAGGUUUCCACCCCUACCACUGGUCUGAGGAGGCUGUGAGUUUCAUGUGUUCAAAUCAAGCAUCAGGUGCAGCUUCUUACGAAUUCCAGAAGUCACAACCAGUACCAGUUCUGGCCAUUCCUUGACCAGACGUUAAAAACUGAACUGAAUUUUGAGACAAGCAGCGUGGUUACUGCUGUUACCCAAUUAAGGUUAAUUGGCUGCAUCUGUUCUUGGGUGUGGCCAUUACCCACCUGAGACCAUAAAGAAACCAGAAUGUCCUGGGUGUGGCAUAUAGGAGUGAGGUUGGAGACUCACUUUGAAUUGAAGGCCAAUCUGGGCUACAUAGUGAGAUCCCAUCUCAAAAUAAGUAAAGGAGAGACCAGUUAGGAUGUGUCCCAGUAGAAAUCAGCACCACUGUGGAUUUUGUUCUUUCUCUGUUCCCCAACAGGUGAGUGGCAACCCCCAGGGGGUUGGUGAGUAAAUCAGUGAUCCUCACUAGGCUGUUUUCUUUGACCAUCUGUAGCCAUUGUUUUAAUGAAUUUAUUGUGUUAAAAAUGAAUUCAUCAGCUGGGCAGUGAUGGCGCACAUCUUUAAUCCCAGCACUUGGGAGGCAGAGACAGGUGGGCUCCAUGAGUUCGAGGCCAGCCUGGUCUACAAAAGCUAGUUCCAGGACAGUCUCCAAAACUACAGAGAGGCCAGGCAGUGUUGGCGCACGCCUUUAAUCCCAGCACUCGGGAGGCAGAGGCAGGCGGAUCUCUGUGAGUUCGAGACCAGCCUGGUCUACAGAGCUAGUUCCAGGACAGGCUUCAAAACCACAGAGAAACCCUGUCUCGAAAAACCAAGAGAAAACAAAACAAAAAAAAUGGAUUCAUCGAAGAGGAUAGGUUACCUAAACUUGUUCCCACAUGGAGCAUCAACUACAGUGGGAACAUGACUGUGCACAUCUGACUUAGCUCUUACGAUGUUAUUAAAUUCAGGGCUCCUAUUAAAUUGCUCACCAGGUAAAAUUUGCCCCCAAGUCAGAUAGCCUGACUUUGACACCAGAGCUCAGGGGAAGGAGAAUGCCUACUGCUUGCUCUAUGUACUCCUGCAUGGCACAUGUGUUCCCACACACAAAACAGAUGCUUCCAGAUGCUGCAGAUGUAAUAAAGGGACUAGAAGGAUGACUCGGCAGUUAAGAGCACUGGAUGCUCUUGCAGAGGACUUGGGUUUAAUUCUCUGCACCCACAUGGUGGCUCACGAUUAUCUGUAAUUAAAGUUCAAGAGGAUCCAACAACUUCUUUCAGCUUCCAUGGGCUCUAGGCAUACACAUGGUGCAUAGAUAUAUAUACAAGCAAAAUGUUCAUGCACAGAAGAAAAAAAUGUUAAUAAAAAAGUAAAGAUUUAAUUAAAUUGAAUUGAAUAUGUCAGAAGUGCACUGACGUUUACAUGCGACAGCUCUGAGUUCUAAGGUGGGAUAGUGAGGGAGGUGAGUUUCACAGAAACACACCACCACGAGGUUCCCGGUGCACAUCUCAGGCUGGCCUCACACUCUUUGUAGUCCAUAUCUUUAAUUUACAUAAGUUGAAACUCAAGAAUGUUUUAAACUUAACCUCCAAGGCUACCUGAAAAGUAGCUGACCUGUGAGAACUGUGAGGAGCAGAGCCUGUGGGCACAGGCUCCUCGUUGCUAGUGCUGACAGGCUUCAUGUUGGCAAUGUUCUGCUCUGUUUUCUUGGUUUCAAGUUUUAAAAGAAUCAAAGAUUCUCAUAUCAUUCCAGCUUUACAUCUGCACGGAGUGUGUGACUAUCACAAGGCUUUAGGAACAUGAGGAAUACCUCUGGGAAGGAGGACAUGGUCGGUGUGAGGCUAACUCAGAAACAACUGGGAACAGAAAACAGGCACAAACCAGAACAGUGUGACUACUCUAGCACGUCCUCUUGCUCACACGGUUUUGCCUGGCAAAUGCAGGACAAAGGCCACCGAGGCAGUGGGCGAUGGGAGUGCACGUGGAUGCCGGCACAGGCUGCACAGAUGAGUGCGGGU
This is a messenger RNA of Alexandromys fortis (reed vole), 4888 nucleotides long. RefSeq names its product SRSF protein kinase 2 (gene Srpk2). Bases 211 to 2205 code for a protein of 664 amino acids. NCBI's taxonomy places the organism in Eukaryota, Metazoa, Chordata, Mammalia, Rodentia, Cricetidae. The record is from RefSeq and is a predicted model, not a curated record. The transcript has 16 exons. Gene Ontology annotation, biological process: spliceosomal complex assembly; regulation of mRNA processing; peptidyl-serine phosphorylation. Gene Ontology annotation, cellular component: cytoplasm; nucleus. Gene Ontology annotation, molecular function: ATP binding; protein serine/threonine kinase activity.